Molecule: messenger RNA, 1695 nt
Organism: Salarias fasciatus (jewelled blenny)
Lineage: Eukaryota; Metazoa; Chordata; Actinopteri; Blenniiformes; Blenniidae
Exons: 8
Coding region: 23-937 (304 amino acids)
Cellular component (GO): membrane
Source: RefSeq, a predicted model, not a curated record
UGACUUUGAUUGUAGAGAGUGGAUGUUCUGUCCAGCUCUGACAGCGACGACGGCGAUGAUGAAGAUCGCUUCUGCCUCCACCAUCUUUCUGCGCCGUCUUCAUCCCAACAGCUCUCAAAGCUCUGAAAGGACCAUGAUGAAGAUGGCUUCUCCCUCCACCAUGUUUCUUCUUCUGCUCUGCUGCUCCGUCUUCAUCCCAACAGCUUCUCAGAGCGACUGCGACAUGUACACCGCAGCAGGAAGAGACUUUGUUGUGCCUCUGAACUCCCAGACGAAGGACCCAUUGAGAUUGACAUGGAGUCGUGAUGAUUCGAUUAUCUUCAGGCGAAGACGGAAUGAUGUUCUCACAGGAAAAGCAGACGACGUUGAUGAGAAUGGAUCCCUGAGGCUGAAAAAUCUGACAGUCAGUCAGUCAGGAACCUACAAACCAGAGGUUGUCAGCAAAACUGGAAAAGUUGAGCAAAAUUUAAAGACAAUGCGAUUGUGUGUGAUUGCUCCUGUACCAAAGCCGGAAGUAAGCGUGAUGUGUGAAGGGUCAGAAGUCACUUUCACCUGCACGGUUCCAGAGAAAGACCUGCCACAAAAGAAAGAUAUGACUGUUGCAUGGUAUCAAAAUGACAAAGUUAUUGAUGAAAUGAAGGAUUGGCGUGUCACAUAUAAAGUGGAAACGGUGGAAAAAGAAGAUUUCAGUUGCAACAUUUCCAACCUGGUCUCCUAUGCGGUCAGUGAUCCUGUCCAACAAACCUGCUACAAGCACAUUGUGAUUGUUAAUGAAGACAACUUUGGAGAUUACAUAGAAUUGUUCUAUGGAGCUGUCACUGAAGAUCCCGAUAGAGAUAACACAGAAGAGUUGCUUGGUGAAGGGAAUGGCAUCAGCAGCAGCAUCUGGGUUUUCGUUAGCAGUGGAGUAGGUAUUGUUCUGGCGUUGUGGUGCUGAUCAUCAGAUCCAGCAGAUGGAGCACAACUCAAAGGGGACUCAUCAACAUCAUCAUCACCAUCAUCAUCAUUAUCAAAGAUUGUUGGCUGGAAACAUUGGACCCUGACCAAGUGGCUCCAGGCUGCACGUCCACUAGCAAUACUCUUGACACUCCAAACCCCUGAUUUCCAUCUGAUUCCUUGAUUAUUUUUUAUCUAAUAAAAUCCAGUAAUGUUUAGUGAGAAAGAGACCUAUUUUACAAUUGCCUUGCCUUUAUUUGUAGCAACUGUUUUUUUUUUUUCUUUUAAACUCAUUGUAACAAUUUGUAAUGGACUUUUUCCCAGCAUAAUUUUUUUUCCUGGUAAAUUCCUUCACCUUUAUCCUGGUACAUUUCUUUUUGUUACUUUGCUGUGUUUAUUUGCCUUUCUCUUGAAACCUCUUGGAUCAAUGCUUUUGUCCUAUGCAAGCCUUUUGUAUUCGGAAUAUUAUUAUUGCUCACAUGAAAUGAAAAGAAAAUGGUUUCGUGUCAAGCGUAUUCCCCUUUUUUCCAGCAAAACUUCAGCUUUCAUUCCUUGAAGUUCAUAAUGUGUAACUCUGUCAAAACAACUAUCCUGCUGAAAUCUCGUUGUAGCUAAUGCAACACCAGAAAAACAAAACCCCUUUUUGUCCACUGUCUGAUAGAGACCAGGCGCCAACCUCCGCUCAUAAAACAUGAAGAUAAUGCAUAAGUGCAAAAAAGCUGUAAUUCCGGAGAGAUUCCAGCAGGGGGCGAUGAUGCU